Bacillus rossius redtenbacheri is the source of this 522-nucleotide messenger RNA. RefSeq names its product U6 snRNA-associated Sm-like protein LSm5. Gene Ontology annotation, biological process: mRNA splicing, via spliceosome. The coding region runs from base 153 to 428 and encodes 91 amino acids. NCBI's taxonomy places the organism in Eukaryota, Metazoa, Arthropoda, Insecta, Phasmatodea, Bacillidae. The record is from RefSeq and is a predicted model, not a curated record. Gene Ontology annotation, cellular component: U4/U6 x U5 tri-snRNP complex; U6 snRNP; Lsm1-7-Pat1 complex. Gene Ontology annotation, molecular function: RNA binding. The transcript has 3 exons.
AAACAAUUUUGAAAUAAAAAAAACGGUAUAUUUGUUUGUGUGGUAAAAUCAAAUACAAUAUCACUACAAUAGUUGAUAAAAUAGAAAAUCAUUUAGGACAUAAAAUUUUGUAAUUAAUAUUUGUAGCAUUUAUUGAAGUAAGUUAUUUAGAAAUGAGUACAUCUGUUGCAACAAAUCCAUCUACUUUAUUACCACUUGAACUUGUUGACAAGUGCAUUGGUUCGAGGAUACAUAUAAUAAUGAAAAACGACAAAGAAAUUGUGGGUACGUUGUUGGGGUUUGACGAUUUCGUCAACAUGCUUCUGGAGGACGUAACGGAAUACGAGUCCACCCCCGAAGGCAGGCGCAUAACGAAGCUCGACCAGAUCCUCCUCAACGGCAACAACAUCACGAUGUUGGUACCAGGUGGUGAAAUGCCAGAUACGUAAAUAAGAAAACAUCUUCUCUACAACAUGAUACCUACUUUUCUUCUGUGAAGUUAUGAUUUUUUAUAAUAUUACAAUAAAACAAAUUGUAUAGUAA